Molecule: messenger RNA, 960 nt
Organism: Ipomoea nil (Japanese morning glory)
Lineage: Eukaryota; Viridiplantae; Streptophyta; Magnoliopsida; Solanales; Convolvulaceae
Product: dormancy-associated protein 1
Exons: 3
Coding region: 66-416 (116 amino acids)
Source: RefSeq, a predicted model, not a curated record
GUGUUCUUGCUCUCACUACACUUCACACCAUUGAGCUUAGAGCAGAGAAAAAACAGAGAGGAAAGAUGUUAGAGAAGCUGUGGGAUGAUGUUAUGGCCGGACCUCAGCCGGAAACCGGCCUCGAUAAGCUCCGCAAAACCCUUUCCGUUCAAACAAGUGUGGAAGCUGGGGAAGGAUCGAGCAGCAAGUACCAGAGGUCGAUGACGAUGCCGGCGAGCCCUACAACGCCGACGACGCCGUCGACUCCGUCUCCGACGGCGCGUAAGGAGAACGUGUGGAGGAGCGUGUUCCACCCGGGGAGUAACCUCGCCACCAAGAGAAUCGGAGCAGCGGUUUUUGACAAGCCUAUUCACCCCAACUCCCCCACUGUUUAUGACUGGAUGUAUAGUGGAGAAACCAGAUCCAAGCAUCGUUGAGGAUUGAGAUAAGAGAUGAUGGAUAUAUACAUGUAAAUACAAGCUAUAUAUAAUAUGAGUGCUUCACUUCUUGUACUAUCGAUAUGAUCUUUUACUUGGAUCGGCUACUACAAAAAUGUUGUCAAAACACAUCGGUUUUACCAUAACCAAUCUAUAAGCUCACCAAAAAAUCUUCUCUCGAAAAAUUGAAUCUUCAAUUACAAGAGCUCUUUAUAUCCUGACAUGACGGAACAUUUGUGAAGAUUUAUAAGUUCACCAAAAAAUCUUCCCUUAAAAAGUUGAAUCUUCAACUACAAGAGCUCUUUAUAUCCUAGCACGACAGAACAUUUGGAAGGAUGUAGAUCACGGUGACACAAUGACUCAGCGAAAUCCUUGAUCCUAUGCAUACUAAGAAUCUAUGAUUAGUACUUUAAUUUGCUUGCUUAUAUGUUAAUCACUAUGUGUAAUCAUGUCUUUUGUUUAAUCUUUAUGUCGUUUCUUCUACUCUAAUGGUUUGAACUUUGAAAUGAAGGUGUACUUUUUAUGAAUUUUGUCUACUCUGAAU